Messenger RNA from Dentiscutata erythropus, 1565 nucleotides. NCBI's taxonomy places the organism in Eukaryota, Fungi, Glomeromycota, Glomeromycetes, Diversisporales, Gigasporaceae. The record is from the annotation of a GenBank genome assembly.
AUGGAUAACACUGUAACAUCUAUAUUCUCUGCUCCAGUGGUACAGAGCAGGCUCGAACACCACCACUUACAACAACAAAAACAAUUAUUAAAGUCACAUAAACCGGAAGCAAGACAUCAAAGAUCAAAAUCAAUAAAUAAAGGGAAACGUGGUUCUCCUCACAAUCAAUUAAAGGAGAGCUCUGUGCCUAUGGUCUCUGUUUCGGCCAGUGAUUGCUCUAAUACUUCUCAUCAUAUUACAAAAUCAUCUAAUUUUAAUCGUGUUGAUAAUUUCGAUUCUUUGCGUGGAGAUUCUAAAUUCCCUGAUUCCUCUUUUACGAAUAAUUUUAAUAAUAAUUAUUCUACUGCUAUUGAUGAUUCUCAUUUGUCGGCUUUUGGUUCCACUGAUACCAAUAGGCCUGUUCAACGAAGGUCAAGUGAAAAACGUCCAUCAAGAAAAUAUCAACAAAAUGAUUCAACCGGUGAAGAUAAUAAUAAUAAAUUAAGAAAUGGCUCUCAAGUCACGAUCCUCAAGAGACCUCAAUCUGCUACCGAUUUUGUAAAAUCUUCUAAUAACAAUAAUAAUUCUACUUCUAAUAAAAUGUUCCUUGAUGUCACUCAUGAGGAACAAGAUUAUCAACUUUCUUCUGCGGUUGGUGAUUAUUCUAAAGAGCGCAGACGUUCUGAUGCCUCCUCUUCUAAACCUAGAUGUUCUCAAAGGCGUAAAGAUGUAAAAUCGAUGUCUGGGAUUUUACAAGUUAUUGAAUCUUGCAAUUAUCAACAACAACGGGAUUCUAAUAAAGAAUCUGAUGUAAAUAGUACUUUAUUAAAUCCAAGUUUAAAGUCUUCUUUUUCGCCAAAAAUCGACCCCGUUUGUUUACCUGUACCUCCUCAGCAAACGAACAACGCCUUUCAUUUUCCACCUCUCAACUAUUCUGUCGCGAUUAUUGCCCUUGAAGAAGAAAUAUCUGCGAACAAAUGCUAUAAAAGACGUUCUGAUAUUUAUCUUUCUAUCAAUACCAAUACCUCAUUUAUUCCGGAAAAUGCUCCUCGUCGUCAAUCCAGUACAGCUGUUGAAUUGCAAAGCCAGGUUGCUCCUUUUGCAAGUCAAGAUGCUGUUAAUUGUUCCAUGUUAUCAACUACUCCUCCGGCCUCUCGUAGGCCGUCUACUUCUCCGGAUAGACUCAUGGCGGCAUCAAAACUUUACGCCGGUCCUACAUUCCAUAAUUCCCCUGCUCCUAGUGAUUUACCUUUACCAUCUUUCCUUAGUAAACCUUCUAGUAAGGAAUCUAGUCCUUUAAUGACUUCCAAUACUAUCGCUCCCGCUUUAACCCCUUCCAGGGUUUCAUCGCCGUCCUUAUCUUCUGGUAAUUCUUCUGACGACGAUAUGUUUAUUAUGGAUGACGUCGAAUCUGAUGCCAUCAAACAUUCCGAUCGAUUUUAUAACGUGAAAAAACAAGAGUCUAAUGAACUUCUCCGCAUCUUAUCGGAACGUCAAUAUAAUUCUCCUUCCGCAUACAUGGUCCCUGCACGUAUGGCCACCUCUCAUAAUCCUGCUCAAGUUUAUCCUACCAAAGAUGGAUUGUC